AUGGAUGGGCCAUUCAUCAACAGCCUCCCCAAUGAAUUGCUCACUUGGAUCUUCGAGAUCACACCCCCCGAUGCCGAUCGUAGCCGACCGGGCUACACGGCCUGGCAUCGAAGAUUGGAGUAUUAUCCAUGGCUACGGUUCAUGCUAGUCUGUCGGCGAUGGCGAAUCGUUGGCGAGAGACUUCUCUAUCGCAAGCUGUCGCUCAGUAUUCUUGACGAACCGUCGGCAAGGAUGGCCUUCGUGACAGAAAGGCCUCACAUCUGCAGAUUCGUCAGGGAUUUUCGUCUUACUGUUUCAAGCAAACCCGUGGAGAAGGAUACCCUAGACUUGCUGCAAAAGUUCAACUCUGUGCGCAGAUUGAGCUUGACUGGUCGCCCUUUUAAGAUAGGCCGGCCGAUUCUUGAACUUAUUCGAACAAUGCGCCUGACUGAGGUGUCGCUGAGCGACCUGCCGUCCUUGAACAUGAUAUUUGAGUUUUUCGAUAUGUCCACACUGACACAUUUGUCGGUUUCUUCGUUGGACUGGAGCAAACCAAUCAACCCCAGGGCGUCUGGCGAUGAGAAACAGGGACCAAAGUUGGGAGAUGAGAGUGUACCGAACUCUUCAACUUCCUCAAACCCGCCAACCACCACCCUCCCCGAGAAUGCUGAUGAUACGGCGUUGACCACGGCCUUGGAUGAACUUCUUCCACUCAGUCGACAGAAGACAUCCGAGAUUAAAUCUAUCCAUUUUUCACGUCCUUCGACUGGUGUCACCGUGGCACGGCAACUGUUCCUAUGGCCUGCCGCACUCGAAGAGGUGAAAAUUAGCUUAUUAACCCCGUCGAAUACAUACGAAGAGUACACAGGUGAGGGCGUACAGCGUCUUCUCCUGCCGCAAUGCCACUCCCUCAAAAAGAUUGAUAUCGGCGUCAUGACACAAGGAAGCGACGGUAUUCCAAAUUUGAAAUCUUUCUCCUGCCUCGAGGAAUUGACAAUCUCUGCAUACAACCUGUUUCAUGAUUCUCCUGAGCGUGCGCAUGAGAAGCUCUCGAUACCUUCGCUAAGACGUUUAGUGAUCAGUUUCUCCACAGAGGAACUGUGGUCUGAGUCGUUGAAUGAUUUCGGGGAGAACGAAUUACUUUGGAUGGAGGAAUUCAUCGAGCUCGUGAGAAACGCACCGGAAACAUCUAAACUGAGGAAUAUCUAUAUUCGCUUCAGACCUCAGCCGACAUAUCCGCCUCGCGACGACGUUGAUGAAUGGCCCUGGGAUAUGUUUGAGGAGUUGGCUGAGCUUAGUGAGGAAUAUGGUAUAACCCUAGGAUAUGACCCGGCCGAAUUCACCAAACGACAAUUUUCGGAGAAAUACCAAUCACCUUCGGAUAGUGAAUGA
This is a messenger RNA of Aspergillus melleus, 1371 nucleotides long. RefSeq names its product F-box protein. The record is from RefSeq and is a predicted model, not a curated record. NCBI's taxonomy places the organism in Eukaryota, Fungi, Ascomycota, Eurotiomycetes, Eurotiales, Aspergillaceae. The transcript has a single exon. The coding region runs from base 1 to 1371 and encodes 456 amino acids.